UCUUGCGUUCCUAGUUUCUACCCGGAUUGUUUCGCAGCGGAAAUAGAGUCCGCACCGGCGGUCCGACUGCCACGUCUGAAACAACUACAGUAAUAAAGAUCGCAGAUAAUUUUAUACGAUAUCUUUAAGAAGGUAAUUGGAUUAACACACAAAAUGGUGUCUGUUAUUAAUACAGUGGACACCUCACACGAGGACAUGAUUCAUGAUGCUCAGAUGGACUACUAUGGCACCAGAUUGGCCACCUGCUCUUCCGAUCGCUCCGUCAAGAUCUUUGACGUCAAGAACGGUGGACAGAUACUUGUGGCUGAUCUGAGGGGACAUGAGGGUCCGGUGUGGCAGGUGGCCUGGGCUCACCCCAUGUACGGCAACAUCCUGGCGUCUUGCUCCUAUGACAGGAAGGUGAUCAUCUGGAAAGAAGAGAAUGGCACUUGGGAUAAGAUGUAUGAAUACACCGGCCACGACUCAUCGGUGAAUUCUCUUUGCUGGGGACCAUAUGACUUCGGUUUAAUCCUGGCCUGUGGAAGCUCCGAUGGUGCCAUUUCAGUGUUAACAUGUUCUGGUGAUGGCCACUGGGAUAUUAAGAAGAUCAACAAUGCACACACAAUUGGCUGUAAUGCAGUGAGUUGGGCCCCAGCUGUCGUCCCUGGGAGUCUGAUCGAGCAGCCAUCAGGACAGAAGCCCAACUACAUCAAGAGAUUUGUGUCUGGAGGCUGCGACAAUCUGGUCAAGCUGUGGAAAGAGGAAGAUGGCCAGUGGAAAGAGGACCAGAAGUUGGAGGCUCACAGUGAUUGGGUGAGAGACGUCGGCUGGGCUCCUUCUAUUGGUCUGCCGACUAGCACAAUUGCCAGCUGCUCUCAGGAUGGUCGAGUGUUUAUCUGGACGUGCGACGACCCAACAGGCAACACCUGGACGGCUAAACUCCUCCACAAAUUCAACGACGUGGUGUGGCAUGUGAGCUGGUCCAUCACUGGAAACAUCCUGGCUGUGUCAGGCGGGGACAACAAAGUGACCCUAUGGAAAGAGUCUGUGGAAGGACAGUGGGCUUGUAUCAGCGACGUCAACAAAGGACAGGGAGCCGUGUCCUCCAUCACAGAUAACCAGCAGAAUGAGCAAUAAAGCUCAAUACCUCCUCCAAUCUCCAAACGCCAACUCCUAUCAACUCUCAAAGACUUUUUCAUAAAAGAUUUAAGUGCUUCUAUCGCCCACAGAUUUCCAGGUGUUGGAACCAAUCUGAAAUUUUGCUCUGUCGGACUUAAGUUUUAGUUUAUGUCCGAACAAAAU
Messenger RNA from Misgurnus anguillicaudatus (oriental weatherfish), 1281 nucleotides. RefSeq names its product protein SEC13 homolog. Gene Ontology annotation, cellular component: COPII vesicle coat; nuclear pore outer ring. NCBI's taxonomy places the organism in Eukaryota, Metazoa, Chordata, Actinopteri, Cypriniformes, Cobitidae. Gene Ontology annotation, biological process: positive regulation of TOR signaling; COPII-coated vesicle budding; protein import into nucleus. Gene Ontology annotation, molecular function: structural molecule activity; protein binding. The record is from RefSeq and is a predicted model, not a curated record.